UCUUUCCGGAAGGCUGUCCAUCAUGGUCAUGUGGGCACUUUCAUGAAUGCCUUCUCACCUGUCUCAGCCUAAGGGGAAGGAUAAAGAACUGAAUCUAAGAGGAUGGAGCCAAGUACCCGUAAGACCAGUGAAUCAGAGGAAGACUAUGGUGAAGAAGAGGAAUCCGAGGAGUGUGUUAAAGGGGAAGCUACCAUCCCUUCUAACCCUUCUCAGCAGGCACUCUCAAAGGCUGACUGUAAUGUAUUUAGGAAUGGAGUUCCUUUAUCCAUUGUAGCCAAGAAAAUACCAAAGAAAAUCAUAACCCCAGCUGACCCAGAUGAAUUAGAAGUUGGGAGGAGAAAGAGAAGGUGGAAACACAGACCCCUGGCCAUCAAUCUGACCAACUGCAAGUAUGAGAGUGUGCAUCGGGCAGCCCAAAUGUGUGGCCUGAAGGAGGUGGGGGAGGACAAAGAGUGGACUGUGUACUGGACAGACUGCUCUGUCUCACUGGAAUGAGUCAUGGACAUGAAGAGGUUUCAGAAAAUCAACCACUUCCCUGGCAUGACAGAAAUCUGCCACAAAGAUCUGCUGGCUCAGAACCUCAACUGCAUGCAGAAACUCUGUCCUACUGAGUGCAACAUCUUCCUGUGCACCUGGUGCCUCCCUGCAGACUAUGGGGACUUCCAGUCCUAUGUUCAUCAGCGAAAAACCCGCACUUAUAUCUGUAAGCCAGACAGGGGCUGUCAGGGACGUGGCAUCUUCAUCACCCGAAAUCCAUGGGAGAUCAAGCCAGGAGAAUAUAUGAUCUGCCAGCAAUACAUCUCCAAGCCCUUCCUCAUUGAUGGCUUCAAGUUUGACAUGUGAAUCUAUGUCCUGAUCACAUCCUGUGACCCUCUUCGGACCUUCAUGUAUGAGGAGGGUCUGGCCCGCUUUGCCACCAUGCCCUAUGUGGAGCCCAGCCACAGCAACCUGGAUGACAUCUGCAAGCAUCUGGCCAACUAUGCCGUCAACAAACACAAUGAGAAUUUUGUCCGGAAUGAUGCUGUGGGCAGUAAGAGGAAGCCGUCAACACUCAACGCCUGGCUGCAAGAGCACAGCUACGACCCCCGACAGCUGUGGGGAGACACUGAGGACAUCAUCAUCAAAGCCAUCAUCUCAGCACAUUCUGUUCUUCACCACAGCUACCGAACCUGUCUUCCCCAGUAUCUGAGUGGAGGUACAUGUGCCUGUUUUGAGAUCCUCGGUUUUGACAUCUUGUUGGACCACAAGCUGAAACCCUGGCUGCUGGAGGUAAACCACUCUCCAAGCUUCACCACUGACUCACACCUUGAUCAAGAAGUGAAGGAUGCACUUCUCUGUGAUGCCAUGACCCUUGUCAACCUCCGGGGCUGUGACAAAAGAAAGGUGAUAGAAGAGGAUAAGCGGCGAGUCAAGAAGCGGCUUCUCCAGUGCCACCAACAGCCAAGAGAAGCCAGGGGCCCCAGGCGAGAACAAACUGUGUCAUCCCAUGCAGCAAUGCUGGACCAGGAACGCUAUGAGGAUUCCCACCUGGGGGGAUACUGGCGGUUCUACCCUGGGCCUGACACGGAGAAGUAGCCCUUCUUCAAGCACAACGGCUCCCUCUUCCGGGAGACUGCUGCUUCCAAGGCCAGAGAGGAGUGUGCCAGGCAGCAACUAGAAGAGAUCCGCCUUAAGCAGGAACAGCAGGAGACCUCAGGCAAUAAGAGGCGAAAGGAAAACAAGGACCAGAACCAGGGUGAAUCAGGAAGGGAGAAGAGCCAAUCCAGGGCCCGGCUCAGGGGCCUUUCCACCCACUUGGCUUAUAGGAACCGGAACCGGGAGAAAGAGCUGCUACCAGUACACCUGGACACUAUGCAGCCGCAAGAAAUUGUGGAAGAGGAGGAGCUGGAGCGGAUGAAGGCCCUGCUACAAAGGGAAAAUCUCAUCAGAAGUCUGGGUAUCGUAGAGCAGAUCACCCGCAUGCUGUACCCCAGCCACCGGGGCCAGAAAAAACUUCAUGAGUAUCGGAUGAGGGCUAGAUUUCACCAGGACGGGCUGGGCAGUCAAGAACUGCAAUGUGUGAAUCUGGUCCCAUUGGUCCUCCUGAGAAGGGCCGCCAAAGAGCAGGGUCCUCAUUUCCUGCAUCCAGUUCGGCCCCAUGAAUUGAUCCCCAGGAUGUUAGGGCCACUGCCAAGCAUGAAUGCUGCAAUUCCAUAUCAUUCCUGGUGCCAUCUGCAGCCCAAGAAUGUCAACUGGAUGAGAGAUCUAGCAGACAUCAGCCCCUGUUCAUUGUCAAUGAAGACAUGUGGAAGGCGCUAUUUUUCCAGCGCCAGAAUCAGGCUCACUAGCCAAGGCCAAACCAGCAGAAGGCUAGAAGCCAUAAACCGAGCCCUGGCAGGAUCAGUGCCACCCUUUUUAACCCCAAGCUAGGGCUAUCUUCUGCAACGGGAAAGAGUGGUAAGUGGCUCAUGGACUGAAUGCACCUUGCCUUCCAUGCUAGACUCUGAACACAGAGCAGCCGAGGCCUGGCAUCUCACUCUCUGCCCUACCUCUGCACCCCUGCUGCAGCAUACCCCUGCACUCCUCGACAUCAGGCACCAGAGGUAA
Molecule: messenger RNA, 2586 nt
Organism: Balaenoptera ricei (Rice's whale)
Lineage: Eukaryota; Metazoa; Chordata; Mammalia; Artiodactyla; Balaenopteridae
Gene: TTLL13
Product: tubulin tyrosine ligase like 13
Biological process (GO): protein polyglutamylation; microtubule cytoskeleton organization
Cellular component (GO): cilium
Molecular function (GO): tubulin binding; tubulin-glutamic acid ligase activity
Source: RefSeq, a predicted model, not a curated record